CACCGGUAACUCACGUAAUGUUUGAUUUGGACGGCACUAUCGUCAACACUAUCGAUGUUAUCGCCGACGUGUUUGCCGAUUAUGCCCGAAGUCACGGCAAAACACUCGAUGAGGACAUCCGGAAGGGUAUACCCAAUUUGAAAAGUAUUGUCAAAUUUUUCAAUCAAUUUUUGGACACAAUUCACGGCCCGGGCAACGGAUCAGUUGACCGAAAGUCAGUAAUGCAACAGUUUGUCGACGGGGUUCACCAAUCGCCAGCACUGGCGCUCAUACCGGGCGUCGACCGACUGGUCGGGCAUCUGCGCCGACAUGGGAUACCGAUGGCAGUGGCCACCGGUAACAGUAGUCGGCAUAUGGCAAAAGUUGCCGCUCGUUUUGGCGACUAUUUUCACCGGGGAGUCAACUUUGAUCAUCUGGUAUGCGGUUGGGACGAUCCGGAUGUCAUACGCAAGAAACCCGAACCCGAUGUCUACUAUGUUUGUGCCAAACGUUUCCAAACACAACCGCAAAGCUUGGAUAACGUACUGAUUGUUGAGGACUCGUUGACUGGUAUUACCGGUGCUUUGGCUACCGGUAUGAAAACAUUGUUGAUUAACGACCGUAAAGAUUGUGACUUUGAUGCCGUCGCCAAUAGGAUUACAUGUAUUGCCGAUACGUACGCUAACUUUAGACCCGAAUCAGUAGGUCUACCCCCGUAUGAUAUCAAUAAUAAUUAA
Oppia nitens is the source of this 716-nucleotide messenger RNA. Its product is annotated as pseudouridine-5'-phosphatase-like. NCBI's taxonomy places the organism in Eukaryota, Metazoa, Arthropoda, Arachnida, Sarcoptiformes, Oppiidae. The transcript is spliced from 2 exons. The coding region runs from base 18 to 716 and encodes 232 amino acids. The record is from RefSeq and is a predicted model, not a curated record.